Molecule: messenger RNA, 1889 nt
Organism: Physcomitrium patens
Lineage: Eukaryota; Viridiplantae; Streptophyta; Bryopsida; Funariales; Funariaceae
Product: peroxidase 29
Biological process (GO): hydrogen peroxide catabolic process; response to oxidative stress
Molecular function (GO): heme binding; peroxidase activity
Source: RefSeq, a predicted model, not a curated record
GGCUGUCCACUUGUGUCGUUCGCCAUCGCCAGGCUGAGGUGAAGCUUCUGGAGCUCGUGCCAAACCGUCCCCUCUGGCAUGCAUUAUCUUGUCAGUGAGGCCUGCUUGUCUCAAUGCUUGGCUCAUGGCAAUGAAAAUCGACAGGGUGUUUUUGUCGGCUAAGGGAUGGGAGUUGGAGAGUAUAGUGUCGCUCUAUCCUCGUCCACAUGCUGUGGAGUUUAACCAGCUUGUGGUACGAGAGAGUAGUUCUACGAGUGGAACAGAGUGCGAAGCUUGUGGGAGAGGUUUAGGUACGGCAUGACUUGCUUCGAUUUUUAUGUCAGAAGCUGAUUCAGUCAUCGGCAGGUUGAGUUUCUUGCAACGUUGUUGCACUUGUUGCUGAAGAGUUGUGUGACGUUGAGAGAGAGAGAGAGAGAGAGAGAGAGAGAGAGAGAUUCAGGGAAGUGGCAGCAAUGGCGGGCUGGACUGCAGCACUGCUUGGGGCGGCGGCAGCUGGAGUAUAUAUGGUUCUGUUUCUAGGGACAACAGUUCAUGCGGAGCUGCAAUACGGGUAUUAUGAUAGCUUGGGAUGCGCCGGGGUGGAAGAUAGAGUGCGAACUUUAGUGCAGCGCAGCUUUGUCGCUGAUGCUACAGCUAGUGCUGCCAUGUUGCGCCUUGCCUUCCACGACUGCCAAGUUGGACCGGGAGGAUGCGAUGCCUCCAUCAUGAUCGAUGAGGAUGCGGGAGAGAUGGCCUCCGGAAACAAUUUUGGCAUUAAGCGCCUCGAUAUCAUCAACUCAGUGAAAGCCGACAUGGAGGACAAUUGCCCAAAUACAGUUUCUUGCGCAGACAUAAUUGCUAUGGCAGGACGGGACGCUGUAGCCUUCAAUGGUGGCCCUGACAUACAAAUCCCUCUCGGCAGGAAGGAUGCCGAUUCCUCCAACGCUGGCGAAGCAGAUUCCAAACUCCCUCCUGCAACCUCUAGCAUCGAUAGAGUGUUCAACGUCUUUGGCCCUUUUGGCAUGACUCCAGAGGAAAUCGUGGCCAUUCUAGGUGCGCACAGCAUUGGAGUAGGCCACUGCAAAAAUAUUCAAGACCGUCUGCAAUCCAACAGUCCGACUGCGCCAAACAGCCUCGUGUUCCGCACUCAGCUCAUGGCGGCUUGCGCAGUGAAUGUCUUCGACAUCGCCGUUGUAAACAACGACGCCACUCAGUUCACCUUCGACAACCAGUACUUUCAAGAUAUUCAAAACGGGCGCGGUCUCUUCACCGUAGAUCACCUGCUCAGCACAGAUCCACGCACCGCGCCCAUCGUUAACACCUACGCCUCCAACGAAGGUGCCUUCUUUGCGUCGUUUGCGUCGGCUUAUGUGAAACUUACGUCGCGAGCAGUGACAGGGAAUCGAGGCAGCGUCAGAAGCACAUGCCAGCUUUAGGCGCUCUCCAAGCUUCAAGCGUCGUCUUUUAGUUUGGAUGUUAUAUUAUUGUUUCUUACGCUUCAAAUGUAAUCUUUGAAGAAUCGAUUAUGCGCGAUCUGGAAAAGUCGUCUUAGAUUAGAUAAGUAUUCCCAAAUCUCCUUUCAAAGUCUUACAGCAUGGAGCUUCAACUCAUCGACGAGGGAAAUUCUUGACGUGCUUGUGGCUGUGCCGAAACACGGAGGAAGCUUAAGCUGUGCGUGUGGGUCGAGUUCCGCUGCAUUGAUAACAUAUUCGUGGGAAACUUAUUAAAUAGUCUAGCCAUUUGUAGAAAUGUUGUGAUUCUGAAGUGGGAUUCAUCUCUUGAGAAUGAUGAUUGCGCUUGUAUUUUUCGGGCAAUUAUUCCCGUCUGCUAUCCUGAGGCAACUGCUUUUAGAUGCGACAGGAAUAUGGCAGUGCUCCCAUCAUUUUACUGAGUCUUUUGAAAUUCCGAUA